Portunus trituberculatus (swimming crab) is the source of this 2955-nucleotide messenger RNA. RefSeq lists its product as uncharacterized. The record is from RefSeq and is a predicted model, not a curated record. The coding region runs from base 242 to 2818 and encodes 858 amino acids. Gene Ontology annotation, molecular function: DNA-binding transcription factor activity, RNA polymerase II-specific; RNA polymerase II cis-regulatory region sequence-specific DNA binding. The transcript has 10 exons. Gene Ontology annotation, biological process: regulation of transcription by RNA polymerase II. NCBI's taxonomy places the organism in Eukaryota, Metazoa, Arthropoda, Malacostraca, Decapoda, Portunidae.
UCAAGAGAGUCGUACGCUUCGUUAAGCCGCAGAAAUCGUAUCAGAGUGAGUGUGGCAGGUCAAAGGUAGCGCCAUCAGGAUCUGAACUCCUCUCUUCUUCAAAACUGACAGAAGCUGCGGUGACAGUUCUACCGAGCUUUACCAGUCCGUACCUGUGGCCGAAAGAAUACUGAAAGACGAGGUGCCUGAGUGCAAGUGUGUGCAAGUGUUCGCUGUUCUACCGUCCCUGAGCCUCCACCACAUGAGCGAGGCAGGUAUGAACACCGAUUCUCUAGAGGACUGCCAAGUCAUAAAGAGUGGGUACAGCUUGGCGGACUCUCUAGCAGCGUAUGCAGAGGAAUCAAUGCAGGAUGAGGAUGAUGACGAAAACGCCCUGGUUGUGGUGAUGACAGAAUCCGAGGAGGAUACUAAUGACGAGGAUGAUGACAGCGGUGACGGCAAGGACAACGACGAGGAUGACGAUAAUGAAGAAAGUGACGAAAACAGCGAGAGCAAGGAUGAAGAAGGCGAUAACAAAGAUAAUGAAGGCGAUAGCAGGGACGAAGGUGACGAAAGUAGAGACGAUGAUGAUGGCAAGGGUGAUGAGGCGGCAAUGAGGACACCGAUUGCGAGGGAUUUGAGGACACGGCAAGGUGAGGACAGAGACGCAGAUCUGACUGUCUCUCUGGGAUUUUCUAAGGCGCUGGACGAAAUGCUGCUGCAGCACGGGGAGUUCCCCGCCCCUCCGCUCCCCGAGUCCUCCCUCAGGUAUCGGAACACAUCGCUGGACACGCUCCUCGACUUCAGGUCCUACAACAGGCAACCUGCCACACGUGCUGGUGCCGCCACCGCUACCACCUUCACACCCGUCACCUCCACCACCACCACUACUACCCCCACCAUCACGCAUGACCAUCACCUCGGUUAUAAGGAGCAGCAGUCGCCAGCCUCGCCGCCGUCAGUCAUGUCCUGGAGAACCGGGGAAGGUGGAGAAUGUCUUUGGUCUCCUUCCACCAGCGCUUCCUUCGCCAGCUCUCGUGCCGCUGCAGGAAAUGUGGACACCUCCUACACUCCUGACCCAGCAUACUUCCUCGGCGGCCGCUGCCUCCUGCCUGGUGCUCGCCACUCGCCUCCUCCGGCCCAUCAGGCCUCUGGAUCCCGUCCGACUUGCAGGUACUCCAGGCAGCCACCACCAUACAACUGGCACCUGCCCCCCGCCCACUGGCAGCCCACCACAGCCCACCGACAGUUUUCCACCACUCACUGGCAGCUUCCUACCGCCCCAUGGCAGCCAUGCACCCCACAUUGGCAGCCAUGCACCCCUCGUUGGCAGCCAUGCACCCCUCGUUGGCAGCCAUACACCCCUCGUUGGCAGCCCCCCACCACCCACUGGCAGCCGCCCACAACCCACUGGCAGCCGCCCACAACCCACUGGCAGCCGCCCACAACCCACUGGCAGCCGCCCACCGCCCACCAACAGCCACCCUCAGUCCAACACAAGUGUGACGGUCACCAGUCACCAAAGAUCGAUGCGGGGGAUGUAGAGGGAAGCAGCAGCGACGUGGAUGGACGGAAAUGCUCGCCGCGUAGAGAGAUGAUUAAUGAAGUGGUGCUCAACAACACCCGCGCCUUCCGGUCACACCCACUGUACCCACUGUUACACGACUUGGCGGUGGUCGACCACUAUUUCAAUAAGGCUGACUUCAACCUAGGGUUGUUCCCAUACCUCUCAGCGCCCCUCCUCUGCUUUCUGCCCUCAACCACGGAGGAAAUGGUGACCCUGUACCUGAGAACCAACCCCCAUGUGGCCCUAAACUUCAGUGAGGACACGCAAAGCCUCGCCGUGGAUGCUGUGGUGCUGGACGCAGUAGCCUACACGCACCACUCCUUGUUGGAGAAGAUGACAUUCAAGUCCGCGCAGGAGGCGACAAGGAUGAGGGACAGGGCCGCGAAGGGUGACCUGGGGCGGAGGAGAGUGGAAGAUAUUCGCGACCGCUACAUGGACAUCCUACGCUCCUCCAAAUCCCUGCGUCGCGCCUGGCUCGGGAACUAUACCACCACCACCACCACCACCACCACCACCACCACCACCACCACCACAAACAACAACAACAGCAACAACAACAACAACAACAACAACAAUACCAUUACUACCACCAACACCACCACUACCACCACCACCACCAACACCACCACUACCACCACCACCACCAGGAAGACCAGAGCGGAAGACACCCACAACACAGAAAGCGACGACAAGACGUCCCUGGAACCCCUCCUCCAUCUGGACAGUGUGCCCGUGCCACUCUCCCCCCUCCCUGACUCCAAUCCAGCUCCCUACACCCUGCAAUCUGACUUAAUCACCUCCUGCAGCCACCUGCUCUGCAGUACAGUCUCCCUGAACGUCACCCUGGCCCUCACUGGGACCACAACCACCACCACUAUUACCACCAGCCCCGCCGCCACUGCCACCGCCACUGCCACCACCGCCGCCGCCGAAGCCGCCACCACCACCACCACCACCACCCCUGUCGCUCCCGUCGCCACCACCGCCGCCGCCACCUCCGUCACCGCUCUCACUGCCCCGUGCCCUGCAGACACCCGCCGUAGGAUGCCUAACACCCAUCACAGCAGAGAGGCCCGGGAGGUGCUGCGGGCGUGGCUGAAGGAACACCAACACUACCCUUACCCUGACGACGACCAGAAGGCAGCUCUGGUGCGGCUAACGGGUCUCACCGCGCAGCAGGUAACGCGCUGGCUGUCCAACGCGCGCCGCAGACACUUGCCCAGGCUGAAGGCAGACCGAGGGACUGAGGGAACGAGGGAAGGGCAAGAGUGAGGGAAGGUUUCAUGCAGUGUUUGUAAGUUGUUGAAGCCGUCACAAAAAUGGGAAGAUUUCGUACAGCACGGUAUAUGAGUGUGUUCUGAAUGUUAUGUAUAGCACGGAAACUAGAAAUAAAUAUUUUUUUCACAUUU